Messenger RNA from Cryptococcus wingfieldii CBS 7118, 720 nucleotides. RefSeq lists its product as hypothetical. Lineage: Eukaryota; Fungi; Basidiomycota; Tremellomycetes; Tremellales; Cryptococcaceae. The record is from RefSeq and is a predicted model, not a curated record. The coding region runs from base 1 to 720 and encodes 239 amino acids. The transcript is spliced from 2 exons.
AUGUUCAUCAACUAUCGGUACGACAGAAAGGACGAUCAAACCCUCCUCGUGCGCCUCGACACUCCGUACUUCGCCCGAGGAGAAGCCAACCAACGAGAUCUCGAAUUUCUUAUCAUAGCCUCGAUCAACGCGGGUGUUGAAGCCAUCUGGUCCCCAUGCCGCCGCAACGACAAAUCCACAUGGGUCAAAGCCACCUGGUUCGAGAAGGCGGGCGGAUCCCGCACAGCAGAGUCACUUGACUUCAAAACGGAGAUUGCCCCCUUCAUAGAGAAGGAGCUCAAAGCCUACAAAGCCCCCCCGUGGAGCCGGCGAUUCGGACGAAUCCCGGGUGCGACCACUCACGCUAUCUCUCUCCCCUUCCCCUCCACCGCCAACACUACUACUGUCAUCUCUGGGGGCGAUUUCACCACACACCCCGAUUUCCUCAUCGAAUCAAGCCACCAUGACCAAUUCACCUUCCCCGGGUACUGCGGCGCUCUCUCAAUCGACCUCGAGGUCACUAGACACUCCAUGGCGUCCGCCAUGGUGAUUCUCCAGCAGCUCGCUGCACACUUUUCCGCAGCCCACCCAACGCUUGCGGGAUGGUUCGACACGGAGGACCACGUCCCCUACAUACACCCCACCCUCGACACCCUCAUCGUCCCCCCGCCAAACCCCCACCUAGCCUACCAUGCCACACAACAGCUGUUCGCCGGGGGCACUGCCCCCCAGCUGGUGUAG